This is a messenger RNA of Anisakis simplex (herring worm), 399 nucleotides long. Lineage: Eukaryota; Metazoa; Nematoda; Chromadorea; Rhabditida; Anisakidae. The record is from the annotation of a GenBank genome assembly.
AUGUUCGAACAUUAUCCACACAUGAGAUCGGCAUUCAAGGGACGCGAGAACUACACGGCUGAGGACGUGCAGAAGGACGAGUUCUUCGUUAAACAAGGACACAAGAUUCUGUUGGCUCUUCGCAUGCUUUGCACGUCGUACGAUGACGAGCCGACGUUCGAUUUCUUCGUUGACGCACUCUUGGAUCGUCACAUCAAAGACGACAUCCAUCUGCCUCAAGCGCAAUGGCAUGAAUUCUGGAAAUUGUUCGCGGAAUAUUUGGAUCAAAAGAGUCACAGCCAUUUGACGGAGGAUGAGAAACAUUCGUGGACGACGAUCGGAGAGGAGUUUGGGCACGAGGCCGACAAGCACGCCAAAGCCGGACACCACGAGGGAGAGCACAAGGAGGAACACCACUAA